AUGACGCCGACGAUGAGGGAAGAAGAUCAAUCCCCUAUGAUCGAAGAAAUAGAGGAAUUGGAGGCCCGAGAAGAGCCUCAAGAGCAGGAAAGGCCACCCCUUGAGGGCGCUUGUCAUACCAUGACAGACCCUAACCGACCAGAUGCUAUGAGAGUUAUAGGGCAAAUUGGAAAGAGAAAUGUUCUUGUUCUUUUGGAUUCGGGGGCUACUCACAAUUUCGUGGGUGACCACCUCGCUCAGGAAUUGAAUUGUACCAUCGAAGAGCACCCAACUCUUAAAGUACUGGUGGCCAAUGGAGGGUGGAGGAGAGGAAGUAGUGCUAAGGCAGUCGAUCCUAGUUUGGCACCCAAGGCAGCGCUAAAGGCUAUAGCAGUCCAGAGACCAGCGGCUUGGUUAGUUUCAGUGGCAGAGGAAGUUGUCGCUCAAGAGGGAUCAGAAGAGAAAGUACCCGAGCAGAUUCAGAAAGUGUUGGAGGAGUUCAAGGAUAUAUUCGAGGAACCUAAAGGACUUCCUCCACCUCGAUCAUAUGACCACAGGAUAGUAUUGACCAACGGCACAGAGCCGGUUAACGUGCGCCCAUACCGCUAUGGGUACGCUCAAAAAUCAGAAAUUGAGCGAUUGGUCAAAGAAAUGCGAGAAAGUAAUAUUAUUCGGCCAAGUUCUAGUCCCUUUUCAUCGCCAGUCCUUCUCGUCAAGAAAAAGGACAACACAUGGAGAUUCUGUGUGGAUUACAGGGCCUUGAACGAAGCUACUGUCAAGGAUAGGCAUCCAAUUCCUGUUAUUGAUGAACUCUUGGAUGAACUAUCUGGAGCUCGCAUCUUCUCCAAGUUGGAUCUCCGGUCAGGGUACCACCAAAUUCGAAUGUAUGAGGAAGACAUUACAAAGACGGCAUUUCGUACCCAUGACGGCCAUUAUGAGUUUUUGGUCAUGCCAUUUGGACUUACGAACGCACCCGCGACAUUCCAACGAUGUAUGAAUGACGUGUUUCGUCAGUUCCUGCGUGACUUCGUGUUAGUCUUCUUCGAUGACAUUCUUGUGUACAGCCAGAGUAUUGAACAGCAUGUCGAGCACCUUCGUACAGUGUUGAGAAUAUUAAGGGAUAAUACCCUAUUCGCAAAAAUGUCCAAAUGCAGCUUUGGGCAGACUUCUAUCGGGUAUUUGGGUCACAUCGUAUCACAUGAGGGGGUCAGAGCCGACCCUGAAAAACUCCAGGCCAUGGAGCAUUGGCCCUUGCCGAAGGACCCACGAGGCAUGCGGGGAUUUUUAGGCCUCACGGGGUACUAUCGCAGAUUUAUCAAAGGCUAUGGUUUGAUCGCUUCUCCCUUGACGCACAUGUUGAAAAAGGGGGAGUUUACAUGGACUGAGAAAGCAAGAGAGGCCUUUGUCAAACUCAAGGCCGCUAUGAUGAGUGCCCCAGUACUUGCUCUCCCUGAUUUCUCUAAGGAUUUCGUAAUUGAGACAGAUGCUAGUGACGUUGGCGUCGGUGCAGUUCUGAGCCAAGAGGGCCACCCAAUUGCGUUUAUGUCGAAAGCCCUCACGGUGCGGGCCAAACCCUUUUCCACCUAUGAAAAGGAGCUUUUGGCAAUAGUCUUAGCAGUAGACAAGUGGAGGCCCUAUCUGAUUGGGCGAAGAUUUGUGGUGAGAACGGACCACAGCAGUUUGAGACUAACUCAGGAGCAAGAUCAGGAACUAACUCUUAGGCUCCUCAAGCAGUCCAUACGCCAGAAUCCUGAGUCUAUUCCCCACUAUUCGUUAAGAGGAGAAAUACUCUGCAAGAAGAGACGAGCCUUGGUACCUAAGAACUCGCCUCUCAAGGUUGAACUACUCAAACAUUUUCAUGACUCGAGCAUUGCUGGUCACGAAGGAGUGGCUAAAACUAUGGGGCGCAUUAAGGCACAGUUUUGGUGGGAGGGAAUGAAAGCAGACGUGAGGGAUUACGUGAAAGCCUGCCCUACCUGCCAACGUGAAAAAUAUGAGGCCAUCAAGCCUCCAGGGCACUUGAACCCUUUGCCCAUACCGGAUAAGCCAUGGGAAGAUGUAUCAAUGGACUUCAUUGAUGCAAUGCCCCGAGCUGAAGGGAAAGAGGCGGUGUUGGUCGUGGUGGAUCGCUUAACCAAGUACAGCCAUUUUGUGGCCCUACCCAGAAACUACCAUGGACCAAUGGUUGCUAAUGUUUACCAAGAUCACGUUGGAAAGCUGCAUGGUAUGCCCAAGACCAUUGUCUGCGAUCGGGACUCGAUCUUCGUCAGUGCUUUUUGGAGGGAGUAUAUGAGAAUGGCGGGUACAGUGAUCAACUUUAGCACCGCCCAUCAUCCUCAAACAGAUGGGCAGAGCGAAGUAGUCAACAGGACACUGGAGACCUAUCUGAGGUGUUACGCCGGAGAGAGACCCAACACCUGGGUCAAAUAUUUAUCUUGGGCUGAGUGGUCCUAUAACACCAGCCUCCAUUCAGGAACCGGCAUGACUCCCUAUGAAGCCCUGUAUGGUUGCCCGCCGAGUUAUGUCCCGAGGUAUGAGGUAGACACCGCAAGAGAAGAUGAGGUCGAUGUUGCCUUGAGAAACAGGGAUGACAUUCUAGCCACGCUAAAAAGAAACAUCCAGAGGGCCCAGGCUAGAAUGAAAAAGGCGCAUGAUAAGGGGCGUAGAGACAGAGAAUUUGAGGUAGGCGACAUGGUAUGGUUAAAGAGGCUGCCCAUGAAGCAGAAAUCGUUGCUAGGACAGCCCUAUUCGAAGCUUCUGCCAAGAUACUAUGGGCCGUUUCGAGUUCUUCAGAAAAUUGGUAAGGCAGCCUAUCGCAUAGCUUUGCCACCUACAGCCCUUGUCCAUCCAGUAUUCCAUGUCUCUCGGUUGAAGCCGCAUCACGGGCCAGUACCAGAGCAAGAGGAACCAUUACCAGAUGUUAGCCAACGCCCAUAUCGAAUCCUAAGGCACCGAUGGGUCACUAGAGAUGGUAGAGCCCGCCACGAGGGACGUGCAACGGCGUUAAGAGAGUUUAGGGGAGAGUUCGGCCAAGGGGAGUUCUUGCUGGAAUCACAGCCAGCAAGCUAG
This is a messenger RNA of Nymphaea colorata (pocket water lily), 3048 nucleotides long. RefSeq lists its product as uncharacterized. Gene Ontology annotation, biological process: DNA integration; proteolysis. The coding region runs from base 1 to 3048 and encodes 1015 amino acids. The record is from RefSeq and is a predicted model, not a curated record. Gene Ontology annotation, molecular function: aspartic-type endopeptidase activity; nucleic acid binding. The transcript has 4 exons. NCBI's taxonomy places the organism in Eukaryota, Viridiplantae, Streptophyta, Magnoliopsida, Nymphaeales, Nymphaeaceae.